Messenger RNA from Drosophila guanche, 2020 nucleotides. RefSeq names its product lipase 3. The coding region runs from base 588 to 1892 and encodes 434 amino acids. Gene Ontology annotation, molecular function: hydrolase activity, acting on ester bonds. NCBI's taxonomy places the organism in Eukaryota, Metazoa, Arthropoda, Insecta, Diptera, Drosophilidae. The transcript has 3 exons. The record is from RefSeq and is a predicted model, not a curated record. Gene Ontology annotation, biological process: lipid metabolic process.
UACCCGUACUCGCACAUAUAAGUAAUCGCAGCAUCGAUGGACCCCAAAGGAUCGUCCAACUUAUCAGCGCGCGCGUAAAAAACGAUUUAAAACCAUUGUGAAAUCAAAGCAGGCGCGUGCACAACUAACGAAACAACAACUGCAAAAAUAAUAUUAUGUACAACAAAAAAUAAGAAAAAACCAAAAACCAACAACGUAAUGUACAAACGAGCCGAACACAAUUUAUAACGAAAGAAACUCAUGUUCGUAGUUAUAGUUUUUAGUAUCAGCUCGUAACACCAACUGAGCAGGCCGUGAAGCAGCCUGCUGGCUGUUUGGCAGGUGACUCAAAUACAGAGAGCCAUAGAGCCGUGGCACCGUAAAUCUGAGAGGCAGGCAGGCAGUCAGCAGUCAGCCCACUGGUCAGCCAGCCAUCAGGCUGGCAGAGAGGAGGUAACAAAAACCGACUGCACGCGGCCCUAACUGUGUCAGUGCUUGGAUGACUUCGACGGCGCUUGUUCCUGUUCCCGAGCUAACCGAGUUAACGCUCCCUGCAAACAACUACCAAAAAGUUAUUACAAAAUAUUUGGCGAGCACACACAUACAACAUGUUGUACCAACGGCUAAUGCAAUGGUCUGCCACCAAUAGCUGUUGCAGCAGCGGCCGUGGCGGCGUCAACUGCAAAUCGGUUGUACCCCGACUUCUGCUGCUGCUGAUGUUGCUGCUGCUGCUGAGCGGACACAUCGAGUCGGUGGAUGGCCACAAAGUGACGGCCACUCUAAUCACAAACCACAACUAUCCGGUGGAGGAGCACACGGUAAACACGCCCGAUGACUAUAUUCUCACCAUCUAUCGCAUUCCCACAUCUCCGAAGCUGCACCCACAGCUGUCGAAUGAGACGACCCAGAAGCCAGUAGUCUUUCUGCAGCAUGGUAUUCUGUGUGCCUCCGAUGACUGGAUCAUCAAUGGGCCUGAAACGUCGCUGGCCUACAUGUUCGCCGAUGCAGGGUAUGAUGUGUGGCUGGGCAAUGCUCGGGGCAACACAUACUCCCGCCAGCACAAGCACAUCCAUCCGGACACUUCGGACUUUUGGAAGUUCAGCUGGCAUGAGAUUGGCGUCUAUGAUUUGGCAGCCAUGCUGGACUAUGCCCUGUCGGCGAGUAAUGCUAGUUCACUGCACUUCGUGGCCCACUCGCAGGGAACGACGACGUUCUUUGUACUGAUGUCUUCGUUGCCGUGGUACAACGAGAAGGUGAGAUCGGUGCAUCUACUCGCUCCGAUUGCCUACAUGCGCAACCACUCGUUCAUCCUGUCCAAGCUGGGAGGCAUCUUCCUGGGCUCUCCCUCCUUCCUGAGCUGGAUUCUGGGCAGCAUGGAACUGCUGCCCAUUACCAGCUUGCAAAAACUGAUGUGCGAGCAUGUCUGCUCCGAGGGAUCCAUGUUCAAGUUCCUGUGCUCGGGGCUGCUCGAUUUUAUCGGUGGCUGGGGCACGCGGCAUCUCAAUCAGACCCUUUUAACGGACGUUUGUGCCACACAUCCAGCGGGUGCCUCCACCAGUCAGAUCAUCCAUUAUCUGCAGCUCUACACAUCUGGGGACUUUCGACAGUACGAUCAUGGCAGGGAGCAGAACGAGAUCAUCUACCAGCAGGCCACGCCGCCCUCCUACAAUGUAAAGAACAUCAACAGCUGCGUCCACAUGUACUAUAGUGACAACGAUUACAUGUCCGCCGUGGAGGAUGUCGAGUAUUUGGCCUCCCUCCUACCCUGCGCCGAGCUCUACCGCAUUCCCUACUCGGACUGGAACCACUAUGACUUCCUCUGGUCCAUCAAUGUGAAGGAGGUGAUCAACAAUAGGAUAAUAGAUAAAAUGGAACGAUACGACAUAGAGCACGCCACAGGAAUGAGUUUCUAGCGAUAGUCACAUGGUUACCACAUCCUCUAUGGCGGGGUAACAACAAUUUUUAGCCCAUUCUAAGCACUGUACAUAAUUUGUAUAUACCAAUUCUAUAUUAAUUCGAUGAUAGCUACCAAUGAUAAUGA